Owenia fusiformis is the source of this 2567-nucleotide messenger RNA. Lineage: Eukaryota; Metazoa; Annelida; Polychaeta; Sabellida; Oweniidae. The record is from the annotation of a GenBank genome assembly.
AAGUACGUGCUUGCGAUCAUAUAAAACAUACAGUGUGCGACAUCAAAAGGAAAGGGAAGUCCAAGUGUGUGACACUAGGCGUACACGGAGAAGCAACCCAACAAGUUGCAUCAGGAGAUACAAAUUACUUCUAAUAUGAAGUUGAUACUAUACGCGGCCCUACUUGGGUCAAUGGCUGCUACCACCCAAUCAGAUUUUGUAGAGAUACACCCCUCUAGAAUGAGGAGAGCUCCAUCCGUAGAUUCGGGCCGAUUGGAUGAAAUUGAAGAAAAGUUGAACAUGCUGGCAGACGAUGGAAGAAAUGAUGCACUUGAACAAACAGUUGAGGUGAUGUCGCGUCAGAUAAUGAUGCAGCAAUUGUUCGUUGAGGAACGUAUCCGUGGUGAUGGACAAUCUGGCAUCAAGAAGGUGAGAGGUCGUAAUACAGGUUUUAAAUCAUACCAUCAGAGGUCUUACGGUGGUUUUGGCGUUGCAUCAAUACAUCAACACAAUAAUAAUAUUCGUACGUGCGGCCUUGGGGAGUUCUCGGCCGUCCUAAAUGGAGUGGAAUUCCGAACUCGGCAUAAUGACUACAGGCUUUACAUGCCUAGUGAAACUAGCUCAAAAUUUCAUGAAGUACAAGAUGUGCCAUUCCCUGAUGUUCCCCAAGCUGUCUUAGAUCAACCUACCGUUGAUGGGCAAAUAUUAGAGAUGCGUGAAUGGUUCAGGGCUUGGAAGGAUCAGGAUCACAGUGUUAGGGACUAUAGACAGCACUUCAAACCCGCCCUGUGUUACUUAGAAGGCGCCUGGUUGGACCCAGAGGAGAGUCUAGAGUCAUACUUUAGCGAUCGGCAUUUCUUGGAUGCUUCUAGUUGGUUUGACCUGCAAGAAAAAAUUAGGUACACGUCAUAUACUGGCUCAAAAUCAGCACAAGAGAAUCUUGCUUUUCUUCCUGUAACCAUCAUGGGGAUAAACAACGCAACAUCACCAGAAUUUGCACAAUGGAACUACCGCAUCAUGUGUCAUCCGGUCAAGAAGGAGAUAAAAUUAGACAGAUUUCGCCUUGUUGAUGACUUUAUGUUUAGAAUGAAGAGAAAUUCACCAAUCGAUAAGUUUGAAAAUACCAGAAGCGCAAGGUUUCGAUUAAACACCAGAGAUACAUCCGCCUACUUCAAAUACUCCCAGGCUUCUCCAACUUUUCUUGAUGAAAUUAUGAAAGAAGUACCAGGUACAGAUAACUAUGGUGGAUCACUUAGAGAUACAACUAUAGAUGGUGAAGAAGUAGUUGAUUUAAAGACAAGAGAGCCCCUGAAUGCUGCAUUUUACCAUCGAUUUUUUAGUACUGAAAAACUUGAUGCUAUGGGUGUCGACAUAUUUCGCAGAUCUUAUUCAGAUGACUCUGUAUUUAUGGCAAAAACAUCGCAACCAAACGUUAGAGAGAUGGCCUUGGAAACAUGUGAUAAAGAGGCUGCCGACUAUGAUGCAGAGAGAUGUAUUCUCAAAGCUCGCUGGACUUUUGCUAUUCCACUUGAAAUUGUAUGGCUGACCCCACUUAGUAAAUGGAACCCAUACAAUUUAGCUUAUAAAGGUAAUGCAUACAACAACAAUAACCUCGAGAGUAGGUCCGUUACUGCAAAUGGUCGAAAUGGCGGCUUCGAAGCAGAUAAAGCGUACAAUGGCACAAAUCACAGGGUUUAUUAUCAAACGCCUAUUGAAUUCUACACCGGUGCUGCUGGCGAAGGUGACGCAGCAGAUACCGCCGAAGAUGCAGUCGGAGUACUUGACCCUGAGGGAAAUGUUCGUAAGGUAGCAGCGUCUGGUACCUACAUUCUUCUCCCGGAUAUUCCCGGCGUAGGCACCUUGAGGCAACGCUAUCCCAUUAUGCCAAUACACGAGGAGGGGUCAGCCAUCUACCAGGAAAUGGAAGCAGUCCGUGACUUAGUUCACGAGAGCAAAACUUACCAUUCCUUGUACAGGGAAAUGCCGGAAUUCGAGAACAUUGACGAAGUUACACCAGAACCAUAUGAGGCUAUCACUCUUGAAACAGGAAUAGCCACGUCAAGUCCACAUGCUCAUUUGGUGCAGCUGACAGCGGAAGAUGUAGAGGCAGUGAGGAAUGAUGGAAUCGUAGAUGUUACCACCAGUCCCAAGAACGGCCAUUCUCACAGCUUGAAAGUUACAUUCUCGGCAGGUGAAUACAUUAUAUGGAGCUGUGAUGGAAAUGUGUCAUGCAGAGAUGGUCAUCCAAGGAUCCUGACUGAGUCAUAAGUUUGACUGUAGCUAUAAUGAAUGAUUAGACUUUAGCUUUCGAUUAUAUAGCUCCGGAUAAACCCCGGGGGAUAAAUGUAUCUAACAUAACCAUCGGUUUGCUGCAGCAGCUUAUUGUUGAAAUAUUAAAGGCACGCUAUACUUAAUUUAGAAGAAAAAAUAAUUUUGAAACAUGUUACUCACACACUUGCUCAAACAUGACACAAAGUUUGAUUUGCUUUAAUAUUUUUGAACUAAGAAAAAAUAACUCGCAUAGAAAAAAGCAUUUGAAGUUCAGAGAUCAUUAGACAUGCAUGCACAUGUUAAACAAAGUGCAUGUU